Diachasma alloeum is the source of this 777-nucleotide messenger RNA. RefSeq lists its product as uncharacterized. Bases 1 to 777 code for a protein of 258 amino acids. Gene Ontology annotation, molecular function: nucleic acid binding. NCBI's taxonomy places the organism in Eukaryota, Metazoa, Arthropoda, Insecta, Hymenoptera, Braconidae. The record is from RefSeq and is a predicted model, not a curated record. Gene Ontology annotation, biological process: DNA integration. The transcript has a single exon.
AUGGGUAGUUUACCAGCCACUAGGUUAAAUGCUACAACUCGCGCAUUUACAAAUGUUGGAGUCGACUAUUGUGGACCAUUCCAUGUAAAGGAAACGAAAUAUCGCAACCGUGUGGCCAUCAAGGUCUACGUAGCAGUAUUUGUUUGCCUAGCAGUUAAGGCUGUACACUUGGAAGUCGUGAGUGACUUGACAACUGAAGCCUUCAUUGGAGCAUUGCGGCGAUUCAUUGGUAGGAGGGGAAGACCAGUUAUCAUACAAUCAGACAAUGGGACCAACUUCGUCGGCGCUAACAACGAAUUAAAGAAAAUAGUGGCAGCACUUCAAACACCAAAAAGCAAUGAUGAAAUUGCUUCAGAACUUAGCGGAAAGGGGAUCGACUGGCGAUUCUCUCCAGCACUAUCUCCACAUUGUGGAGGAAUUUGGGAGGCAGCAGUCAAAUCAUUCAAACACCAUCUAAAGCGAGUGAUGGGCACACAAUUACUCACGUUGGAACAUUUUACAACACUUACGGUAGAAAUCGAGGGCUUCCUCAAUUCUCGACCACUAUGUCCUAUCUCUAAUGAUCCAAAUGAUUUGAUGACAUUAACUCCUGGUCAUUUUCUGAUCGGAGAAAGGCUCACCAGUCUACCAGAAUACAACCUUCAAGAAAUUAAAACCAACCGGCUGUCCCAAUGGCAGCACAUUCAAAAAAUGCGCCAAGAUUUUUGGAAUCGCUGGUACAAAGAGUAUCUCAAUGAACUCAACAUCAAGAAAAAAAGGGAGCUCUGGAGAACAUGA